GAGCCUAUUAUAACACAAGAAGUUCGAAGUCCUUUGACUCCCGUGGAAGGCGAACCUGUCACUUUCAACUGGACGUACGAUCUUCAGGGACAGUCGUUCCAACAAAUGAUUUUCACGAAGCGAGGCAUUUUUCGUAUUGUGCAGCAAUUUCUUUCAAAUCCGCUAUUCUUUGAAGAUGGUUUUCUUGACCGAGUGAAAGUGGACUUUAACGUAACGCAUACGUCGUAUGCGUCCUUCACGUUUCUUGCCGUGUAUCGAAACGAUUCGAACUUCUAUACCUUUAGUUUGCAAAGUACUGGAGGUGGUACUGAAAGUCCUGAAGUGGAGCUGAAUGUGCUAUGUAAGUAACAAUUAUAUAUGAACUUUGUAUGUUUCCUUUUUGCAGGUUAUUUAAGCUUAUUAGUUGAUCUAAAAGUGUCUGAAGCGUUUGUUUCAUGUAAAUGCAAACACUUUCACCAACAGUGUCGUUGAAAGUUGUUUUCUGUGCAAUCGCUUCUUCACUUUCUUUUUUGAAAUAAGAAUGGGGAGCUUAUAUCAUAUGUUGGAAGUGUGAUUUUCGCUACGUGAAGUCAUCGCCAUUCGAACAAAUACUGAUUCAUCGCUUCUUGUGCUCAUUAUCUUUUACGCCCAGAACUUUUCUGACUUGAAAUAGCAGUGUGAAUUGGCUACUGAUGGGAUUUUACGUACAUCGAUACCAAUUUAUAAGUUUAUAUGAAGCUUUAGCUCAAGUGUUGUCGGUUCGAGAGAACCCAUUGCUUAGAAACUGAAAGUCAGAUUACUUGGUUUGCCGCACAUUAAUUUAAUAAGCAAAUAUGCUCUAAGUGAACUUGGAAAAGCAUUCUGUAUAUAAAACUUGGAUUUUUAGACCAUGGACGAUUUUUUGUAGUUUGUGUCCAAGUGAUUGGUGAUAAAUGAAUAAACUUAGAGGUUUACAUUGUAAACAACGUAAGCCUCCAAGCAUAUAAUUAAGCCUACCUUUUUAUCCACAAAAGCGGACAUAUUUGUCUGUCCAUCAAAUGGUGGAUAUUGAUAACCUAAUUAGCAGACUUGUUCACGCGAAAUCAGAUGAUAGAGUGAAAAAAAGAUGUUGGCUCUCUUAAAUGUGGAAAAGGAUCAUUAAAUAUUCUAUCAAGAUGGAAAAAACUCACUUUUCUUUGAAUUUGCAUUUUUACCACUUGCAUGCAUGAUUAGUGCUCAAAUUAAUUCUUCAUAGUUCCAUUUUUGUUUAUUUGUCAGAAACAUAUAGUUGAAAGUUAAGGGCUUAGGAUGUGUUGGAUAUGAAACAAGUAAGAUUAAAUAUUUGUCAGUGUUAUUAGCCCGUGUAUAUUGCUUUUGACAAUUUUCAGAGGAACCCUGGAUCUUAUAUUUGCUGGAAGCUCAUCCUUGUUAAUGAGUAUUUUUGUUCUAAAUUAUUGAUAUUGCUUAGGGAAUGUUUGUCAUGGCUGUUAAUAGUUAUGAUACCAAUUCUGUUUGUACCGUCAUGGUUACAAAACGUCAUGCUAGAUUCCAUGUAUUUGUUUUAUGCUGUGAACCUUCCCACGAAUUUUCUAGUUAAAUUUAAUUCCACUAAGGAAUUGGCUCAUUUGUUAAUUGUUUUUGUCUUCAGUGCAUGUAUGCAGUGAUGUAUGACGCAUUUUGUUUUUAGACAAUAAAUGCUAUUUUCAUGGGCAAAAUUAUGCAAUAAAAUGAUUAUUAGAACUAAAAACCAUUAAUAGAGAAUGUUUGGGCUGGUUUUGAUAAUAUCUUUAUCUCUUAAAGUUUGAUAACAAAAAGUGGGAUUUUGGUGCUGAGUCAUAUUAUUAUCUAUUCACCUUUCAAUAAGUUUUUGUUUAUGCAUGCACUUGUUCCUUGUGAUAUUGCAGUGUAUUAUCUUUUUCACUUAAGCUAAAAGCAAUGAGAAUAUUUUAGCUGGCUAAUCAGACAAAUGUGUAGAGCAAAUCUUUCUUAUCAAGUUUUGGCUUUUGGAAAGUAGAAGUUAUUUAUUAGGAGUGUAAGGAUUCAUAUUCCUUGCGAUUCGAUUCGAUUUGAUUAUUGCCUUUCGAUUUCGAUUGUUUCGAUUCAAUUAUGGAAAUGUUUCUUAAUUCUUAUAACAUAACACAAGAUGUAAACAACAUGCAACUCUAAACCCUCAAUUUGAGAAUAGUAACAGGGACAGGAGGAUUCACAGUCGCUUGGUUUGUCACCAUGUUUGAGAACCUGAGAAAGAGCAUGUCGCACAUGGUUUGCCUUAUUUUAAAAUUCUCAAGGGGUGGUUGAAGGACAGCAUUUUUACAAGGUAACACAAAAUGACGCACGAACUGCUAUCAUAUUUCCUCAUCAAUCAAAAACGCAUAUUUUAAAGAGUUCUGGAUUCUGAUUUAACAAUAUAAUAACUCACUGAGGGCACCCUGGAAAAGGUGUGCAAAAAUCGAACUAAAAUUGAAAUGUGGAAGCAAGGAAUCGUGAAUCGAACCGAAAUCACGAUUAAUUGAGAAUUCAAUUAAUCAUUACACCACUAUUACUUAUUUAAUGUAUUGCUAUCAUACAGUGACUGUUGCCUAAUUUCUCGUCACAAAAUCAACACUGCUGAAUAAUUGAUGGCAAGUUUGUAAGAUUAACCAGGAAUAAAAUGUUUUAAUCUUUAAACAAUAAAAUCAAUAAGAACAAUUAUUGUUCUCAUCAACAGCUUAAGGAACAUGAAAAAACCAAUAGGAAUGAAUCUGUUUGUGAAUUGUGGAGUAUACUCUAAAAUUUUCAAGUGUGCAAACACCCCAGUUGAUAAAAUUAGUAGUUGAUUGCAGACAAUGAGUGCUGAGGAUGUUUCUAGAAAGCAAGAAUUCUAUGCUUUUGUGUUAACAAAAAUUAGUAGCAAAUGAAUAGCAUCAUUUCUGGGUCCAGUAAUGUUCCUUCACAAAAGGUCAAUGAAAGCGUAUUAUAGUGAUUGAAAACACUAGUGAUUUUGGAAGGUUUGUUAUGCUGAUAAAUCACCAAAACAUUCAAAGAAUCUACAGGUCAGAAAGAUUUCUCAUACAUGUUAUAGUCCAAUGAUUUUUUUACAAGACACUUCUUAAUUUUCUUUUAAGAGACAGAGUUGUAUUGGCUCAUUUGUAUAAAAAAUUCAAACCAGCUCUGUAAUGUCUUAUUACCAUUACAAUUCACUAAUAUCAUGCUGAGUUUAAAUCUUUUAUCCCAAAAAAGAACAAUUUGAAUGACAAAAUGUGCAAAAGAAAAUAAUCAAGUUAGUUUUUGGUACAAUCUAUUCCCAAAAUAAACCAAUAUAAAAGCUACCUACAUGUACAUGUAGAUGUUCAAUGUACUAGGCUUAGAUUUUGUCAGAGCUCUUAUCUUGGUAACAAAGGUCGAAUAUUGUUUUUUAUUCAUGUACAUGUAGGUUGAAAACAGAUUAAACCCACAACAAAAUAGUCAUUCAAUGAGCCUAAAACCAUUCAAAUGAAAUCCUUCUGAAUAUACACACUGUAAAAAAUACUGAUUACCCUAUCUUCAGUGGUAUAAUAGCCUUUAAUAGCCUAAGUCAGUGAAUUCGUAUGCUCCAGUGAUUUUGUUACCCCUGCGUCCCUGAUGCAUAAAAAUUCUCAAAGAGAAUGAAAAAUUGACGGUUUGCGUCCUUUGGGACGCAACAAUGAUCAAUUGAUCUAAAAAAUGUUUUUAAAGAAUGCUCUGUUUGCGUGAUUUAAAAUCUUUAUUGAAAGCUACCUCCAAACAAGAGUUAUUUUGUUUGCUAAUAAAAUAGAUUCCAAACCCUUGCGAAAUAACUUUUGGAAUUCCUAGGAAUUCCUAGGAUUAUCCUAGGAAUUCCUAGGAAAAAAAUCCUAGGAAUUCCUAAGAAUUCCUAGGAAUUCCUAGGAAUCAUAGGUGUGAAUUUUCACGGUAAAUUCGGACUUGGAAUUCCUAGGAAUUCCUAGGAAUUCCCAGUUUAAAAAGUUCUGGUUCUAAAUUCCUAGAAAUUCCCGGAAAUUCCAAAUGGAAAUGAAACUAGACUUGGAAUUCCUAGGAAUUCCAACCUACAAGAUUUUAAAGCACAAAAAAUUCUUAGAAAUUCCCAGAAAUUCCUAGGAAUUCCUAGGAAUUCUAGGAGUUUACAGGUUUAACAUCAUGUCAUCAAUCAACAUCCAAUGCCAGGAAAGUAAAGUAUAUGCAAAUUUAAUGGUUAAUUACCAACUGGAGAAAGCAUGGAAAUUGCAUUUAAACAAGUUUAUGAUAAUAAUGUUCAAAAUCACAUCUUAUGGUACAUGUUCUGUUUUUUACAAAAUUUAAUAAAACAAUUAAAGUCCUGAGAUAUAAAUUGUUCUUGAGUCAUUAUUGAAAAAUUGUGGGACACAUUUGUAACUGGAAUAAUACAGCAAAAGAGUCUUGAUUGAAUUAAUUUUACAGCGGGAACAUAUGUGUAAAAAAAGAAAAAGUCAGGCCAACUUGCUUCCAGCAAGCUUAUCUGCUAAGCCCUUACUGAGCCGCCCGACUUUUAAUUCAGCUCUCAAACUGAGAACAAAAUAAUGAACUGGAAACUAAAAUACUUGUAGUACAUGGCGUUUAAACAUACUUGUCCAUGACUACAGUAGAAUCCCGGCGGUGACUCGAACUCUAAAGGGAAACGAAAAAUAGUUCGAUUUUAAGUGGGGAAUUCGAGUUAUCGGGGUAAAUUUCAGUGAAAUCUUGAUCAAGAGAAAGCAAAUUUAGUUCGACUUAGCGGGGAAUUCGAGUUAUCCGAGUUCGAGUUAUCGAGGUUCUACUGUAUUAAAUCCGCCAGAAUCUGAUCGAGUAUUAGCUUAUUCACGUAGAAUUCCAUCAACCAUUUGCAACAACGACUACAGUUAUGUCUCCAGUAAACAAAAAGGAACCAAUAAAUGGUUUUCCAUGCCAUCUUGAAGUUUCGUGUUCAUAUAUCGGAACGAUCUAUAAUUUCACUUUGAUCUCCAGCUUCAUUAUUUGAGUACGUGGUUACCAUCAGAAGACACAUUACGAAGCAGGAACGUACCUUUACCUUUCACAAUCCAGCUGACUUAUCGUUCUCAGACAUGACUGGAAGCACGUUUCAUGUGUCAACAACAAAAUAAAUGAACAAUCCGCGUUUAAAAUAACGUCCAUUUCGGAUGCAAAAUACUUGUGCUCUUGCUAAUGAAAGUCCGCGUGAAUUUGAACUCACCAAACGGAACUUCAUUUCACACUUUUCCAUUGGUUCAAAAGGCGCACGUGAUGACGCACUUCACUUAGUGGGGAGACUGGUAACCAGUAUAGCUCAAACAUGGCGGAUGAUUUUGCUCGAUGAUGAUCAAGUUGAAAAAAGCGGUCGUUUUCAGAGCUAAAUAAAAUAUUCCAACGCUUUUGAGGUAUAAGCAGCGAGAGGAAAAUUUCGUGUUGUUUUUUCAAGAAGCGAUGACCUUUUAUUAGGCAAAGCCGCGAUGAAAAACGUGUUGUGGACAUGUUUGGAAAGCUCAGGUACGAGAAGUGGCACUUUGAAUAAGCUUUCAGUAUCGUGCUUAUUGUUGAUAAUUUUUUUUAAAGAUUUAAGUCGCAAUAAAUGUUGUAUAUAGAUGCUGGUUAAUGUCAAGAAAUCCUUGUUGUUAUAGGCAAUUAAAGGAAUGAUUAUUAAAAUUUUUUACGCUUUUUAUUACCUUUGAACAGUUAUCGUUUUUCCUAAAAAUUAAGCCAGUGUUUCCAAGUUAACAAUGACUUGGAAUUAUUGAGAAUUCCUAGGAAUUCCCACAAAUUCUCAUUGGUGUUUAAGCAAUUCCCAAUAAUUCCCAUAAGUUCCAAAGACAGUAUCCUUCAAACUUGGAAUUAUUGGGAAUUCCUAGGAAUUCCCAAAAAUUCCCACUGGUGUUUUAACCCAUUCCCAAGUAUUCCUAAAUAUUCCAAGGUUUUUUAUCUUUGCUCAUUUGCAUGUCUUGGAAUAAAUUGGAAUUCCUAGGAAUUCCCAGAACUCUGGGAAUUCAUUUCGCAAGGGUAAUUUCAACUCAAAUUCUUCAAUAUAAUUUUUUUGUUGUUAAGGCGGCCAUGUUUAUUUUACUGUUGGAGUGGUUACUCAUUAUCUUUGCCAUAAAGUUUCACGUGAGAGAUAGUCAAAAUGCGCGUGAUCAGAUUACAAGUGAUACAAGGUCCAAACACGCGUGAUUAAAGUGCGUUCUGUGCAUUCCAUUUAUUCUUAGUGGAAGUCCAAACAAAUGCGGGCUACAUACAGUCAUGUGACGUAUGCGUUAUAACAACCUGGGCCCAGUUGUUCGAACGCCGGUUAGUACUAACCCAGGGUUAAAUUUUAAUUUAACCCGGGGUUUGUUUUCUUUUUAUCAAAAGCACUUUCUCGGAUAAUUUUCUCUAUUCUUUUUAGAGCAUUCAAUCAUUAAAUUGUAGGCAAAGAGAAUUUAACUAAAUCUGCUUUUUAAGCUCUCAUAUCUGAGUUCAAAUUUCUCACUAACCCUGGGUUACCUUAACCCAGCUUUGAACAACCCAGCCCUGGAGAUUAGGAUUGUGGGCUCCUGUUGUCACUGGCCGCAAUUAAACGUUAUUGUCUCACCGUGUAAUACAAAAAACAACUCCAAAAAACAUCUUGCUAACUUAAAAUACAGGUAUAAGCAACAAUUGACACAAAAUAAAUAAAUGUAAUUACGUUUCGGUCCUUAUUAACUGUUAGUUAGGCGUGGGUUUUUGCCCGUUUAACACAAAACCGUUAGUGUUCGUUUUUCGCGUGAGAGGUCACAGAUACAAGAUGGAAAAGUGCUGAAACUAGCCAGAAAGGUGUGACUGAAUAAUUAUUAACAAACCAAUAAUUGUGACAAGAAUGUGGAGGAAAGUACAACAAAAAUGCUGAAACCUAAAUCUUAAGCAAUGCAAGCUCUUUAACAGCUUUAAUGUAGGGUUUGAGCUAGGAUUUGAUCACUGGGGGACAAUUUGUCCCCUUGGCUAAAAUUUUGGGGGACAUUUUCAUUUUUAGGGGGACAGAAAUUUGUACACCCUUCUGCUGAUGCAAAGGGGUUUGUCUUCUUAGCAGGGCUUCUGAUAGGUCUCGGAAGAAAAAGUCAAAUUUCGCGGGAUUUUUAGGGACAAAUUCGCGGAAAAAUCGGCUGAUUUCGCGUGCGUUUUCGGGGCAAACUUCACCGAAAAGCAAUCGGUAAAAAACCGGCCGAUUUUGUGGUUAUUUUCAAGACAAAUUUCGCUAGAAAUCGAUCGGUUUUGCGCUGAUCAGACCAGCCUUUUUGAUGUUUUUCUAACAGAGGUUAUCAUUUGCUCUUUCAACAAAAAUACGCUCCAGAAAUGAACCAAUGACAAAGCCUUUAACAUCAUGGCUAGUGCCCAGUUUUUCGCAACAUAAUCUGUUUGCACGUUUCAGUGACGAAGUUCCAAGAUAAAUUUGCAAGUUUACGGCAAGUAAAUAGCCCCUAUAGCUGAAAUAAGCUUCACAUAUGUUGUACAGACAUGUAUUUGAUAAGAUUUCUACCAAAUCUCGCGGUAUUUUUCGUAUUUUUGUGAAUUUCGCGACCGCGCAAAGAAUCAGCAAAUUGCAGUACAGCGUGACUGAAAGGUAACUUUGGAAUGAACUUUAAAGGUGCGAUAGAAUAUACUUCCACGUUCUGUUUCAGCUUGCAAUUUCUGCACUGAAAUAAAUCUCUUCGUGUGUGCUUCCUUUAAAUUUUUCUUCCCUAAAAUUUGAAGGGGACAAAUUGUCCCCUUGCCCGUUUCUUAAAGGGACAAUUCCAAUUGCAGUGCUGGAUUGGCGCAAUGGCGCGGCCUGGCUCAAACCCUGUUAAUGUCAUAGUUAAGUUGAGGUAUUUACCUCUUAAUUUAUAAAGAUUCCAAAAAAACAUAAUUGGUUAUAGUUAUUGUUCCAUGCAAUAAUUUUUGCGUUAUUCAAAAUAGUCUGGUUAACGUGGGAAGUGAAAUUAGCUACAUCGCUUUUGUUGUUAAAACAACCAGGCAAAUUAUUCAGAGAAAACAAAAACUUAAAUGCCUCGCAGCUGUGUAAGUGUUGGAACAUUGCAGAAUUAUGGUCAGAGUUGUGUUCAUCUAAUCUUACUCUGCGGCAUCUGUCAGUGUUGCCUAUGUAUGUAGCAUUACAAGCUGGACUUGUCAGUUUGUAAAUCACAUGAGAUUUAAGAUACAUAGGGUUUGAAACUUUGUCCAUGCAAAAUGAUGAAAGUUUCUUAGUUUGGUAGAAAAUUUUAAAACAAACAGGUUCCUUAAAACCACGCUUUAAUUUCCGCACUAGUCUGUUUUUGAUUGACUCUCCAAUGUAGCCUGCAUAAGGCAGUCGAAGCCAAAUUAAUCUUGCUAGUAUCAUUGUUGGAUGAACUUGGCUCAGAGUCACUACACAUGAAACGUUUAAUGAGGUUAGACAUAACAGAUCUAGGAAAACCAUUCCAAGACAGGAAAGUUUUGAUCACUGAUAUUUGUUUCUGAAAUGGAGAGUUGUUAUCGCAAAUGCGAGAACUGCGAUGGAACAGAGCUCUAGCCCAAGCGAUCUUAUGAGGCCAAGGUUCAUAACUGGUGAAAGAGACAUACUGGCCAGUGUUUGGGUCUUUCCUGUAAAUAUCCGUAAAAGUUCUGUAAUAUUUAUUGGGAGUCAACUGUGCUGAUUAAAAAAAUAAGGGGGUCUUCGUUUUAGGGUCUUAAUUUUCAGGUCCAUGUUUUUGGGUGUUUACUCCCAAUUUUUCUUGGGUCUUCGUUUUUGGGUCCAUGUUUCUGGUUUUGGGAGUCAUUGUUUUCGGAAUGACCAUAAAUCGACAUCCAUUUGAUACAUUGAAAGACUUAAUGUGGCAUAGUGGUUUCAACUGGUCUGUAAAUUAAUCAAUCAAUAAUUGCAUUUGACGAAGGAGAACGCUUACUAUUUGUGUACCGUACAUGAAGUAGCAACUGUUCUGUAUGCCAUGCAAUUUCACUGUUUGGACGCUAUCUUGGACCGGCCUGGCACAAUAAUUUUUCCUAGAUCUCAUGUAUUCCAUUUUUCUCACCCGGGAGCUGGUAUCUAUUUUGUGACACUCAUUCACAGAUGAAAUGUUGGCGAUUUUCCGUUUACUACAGGUUUGUUUAUAGUUUUUCUCGCAGUUUGCAAUUAAGUUUUUUUUAUAUAGGAAAAUUUCCAUUCUAAGAUAAUCAGAUAUGUAGAUAUUAUGUUAACAAUGCGUUCUUCACACUGGUUAGCUUUUGUUUUUAUGGAUUCAAACAAGAUCAGCUUAGAUCAACCAUAUUUAAUUCUAUUACAAAUUACAUCGUUUUGCUUUUAAAAGCUAUUUACAGCAUUGCAUUUGCUUUUGUUUAUCACUUUUUUCGAAAAAUUUACAAGAAGUUGAACAGUGAAACGUGAACCUUUUCAUCUCACUAAUUCCGGGUGCGUUGAAUGAGAUGAGUUGUGUUAGCCUAGUGUCACGCAACAAGGGUUUAAAGUGAUACUCGAUGCUUAAACUUUUCAGAUAACUUCAAUUUUUCUGUAUCCCAAUGUUUAGCCAUUCUUAUUGACCAUCCUAGAGUGCAAAGGGAUAUCCUGAGGAUCAUAGUCAGUGUUUGACCUGUUGUUACUUACAUGUUAUUUACUCAGAGAUUUAGCCAUUGAGUACAGUACGCUCUUGCAUUUUUGAGGAAAAAUGAAAUAGUAACAAAUUGUAAAGUGGGAGGAUAAACAAUAACACUGAUAAAGACAGCUGCUGAUAUUCGUAUUGAUAGAAGUGUUUGAUUUUGCUUUCUCAAUAUUGCAAACCCAUCAGGUUUUCCCCCCCCCCCUCUCCCCACUACCACUCACUACCCACCACCCCGCUCCCCCUCCCCAUCGAAUGCACUCCUCUAAUUUGCAAUUAUUACUAGUAUUAUUUAUCAGUCAAUGAAAGCUUUAACGGUGCAUAUCACUUCAUUAAAAAUCCUUUUUCAGUGAGCUGUUUCCAUAAAAAAUUCCAAGAAAAAUUCUACGAUUAAAAUAAUUUAUUUAGUAAAGCUAUGUUGCUACAGUAAUAAUUAUUAUGUGCUUUGGACUCUGAUUCAAGAGUUCCUUUGAGCCCCGUCAGAGAUGUGUUGUGUUCCUGGUGUGGCCAAGACGCCUCACUUUCACUGUACUUUUUUGCAUUACUCUAAUCAGGUAUGGGAAUGGUUACCCUGCCGUAGACUGGCAUCUGGUCCCAACAGGAAGUUGACAUAUUCCUUGUCACUUCUAAUGCUACAGUGUGUAAUGGAAUGACAAGGCUGAGCCUGCAUGGCUACUUGUUUUUGGCCUGAGUGCAAGCUUAACCUUUGGUCUACAUGUACAUGUGCCUACUAGUCACACAAUAUCACUUAUUGUACAUAAUGUAUGCAUAAUUAUGCAGUAGGUACAGUACAAUUGUAUGUAUGCAGGUACCUCUUGGUGUGCUACCAUCCCAGAUUUAAGAAGUGUUAAAUAUGAUAGCCUGUUCCAAGCGUUCAGAUAGUGGAGAGCGGUGCAGAGUAAAGAAAGCGAUGAAAAGUAGAGGGGGACUGGGCAGAGAGGUGCGGGAACGCUUGUAAGAAUUUUUAACAAAAGUGCGUUCCGGUAUACCAGAUCCUGGUAUACCCUCUGAUUGGUUGAUUUUGACAGUUUUUGUCAACAGUGGAGCGUCUUCGAUCACAGCGAGAAAUGCGAUAUGGCUGUUAUGACAGACUCUAAGUGCCGUCACGCAGAAUUCAAACUCGCAACAAACACAGCGCUGAGUGACUUUCCAAACGUGGAGGCUAAAAGCGAAGAGCAAAGAAACUGUUUAAAACACGUAGUCGGUAGGAUAGAUGUCUUAGCAAUUUCUCAUCGACUGGCUUUGGAAAAAUUCUUAUUUUCCAGCUUUUUACUCGAAUAAAGCAUGCGUUGGAAUGAAGGCAGGAUAGAAUGCCAUUUACGAUUGUUGUGGUAACUCCGUUGAUUACCAUCAUGGAAGACCAAGUGGAAUAUUUGAACAAAAUCGGAGUAGCGGCGGCAAUGAUGGGAGAAGAUAUGGAUGAAACCGUUAAAAGUGGAAGCUGUGAAAUUGUUUACUGAAGUGCCAAAUCGUGGUUGUCUAAUGAAUGGACAAAAGGACUUCAAAAAGGAAAGCUUGGAAAGCAAGUUGCAGCUAUCGCUAUUGACGAGGUCCACUCAAUCACCGAAUAGUAAAUUUUCCCUUCAAUUGUUGUGCAUUUUCAUUGCUUGAGUUAACGAUCUGUAUUGAAACGGCUUUCUAUCGAAAUGAGCGAUAUUUGUUUGUCACUUGAUUCAUAAUUUUUUGUCACGUACACGCUGAAAUCAUGUUUUAAAGCCGUAAAUAAAUUCAUUAUACAUGAAUACUUCUCCCGCCUUCUAUUGUCUGAAAGUCUUACAUUGGGUUUUUAGGAAGAUUAUGUAUACAUAAUAUUAAUUUUUGAUCUGAGAAACUUCGAUUUAUUCGCAAGAAAAAUAAUAAAUGCAUCGGGCUGUAACACCAGUCUUGAUUGACAAGUGAAGACCACCUACUGCUGAUGCGGUCUGACUGGGCGGAAGAGUCUAUUUAAAACAAAUCUAACAGGCGUUCCCUCUCUCACCUCUCCUCCUUCCUCGCUUUUAUUUUUUCGCGCUCCUUUUUACUUCGCACCGCUCCCCACUAUCUGAACGCCUGGAAUAGGCUAUAAAUAUGAAUUCUCAUUGGCUCUUCAUGCCAGUAAAUCUGGAAUCACUCCAGCCUCACCUUUUCUCCUUACAUUUUCAGUGAUUACUAUAAAUUUACUCAUGGCAUCACAUCAUUGACUUAAUUGUCAUUCAUCAUUUUUAUCUCAUUGAAAUAUGUUUUCUGUCCCGUUCAGUUCCUCCGAGUUUCAACGGUUUCAGUCCUGACCAAGUUGUGGUAGAAAGUGACUCUGGUACGAUCUCGUUAAACUGUUCUGCAGAUGGUAACCCAGCACCAACUGUCACCUGGACAAGAGUCUUUAGUAAUGGGAGUGACAGUGAUUUGCUGUUUACUGGAAACCCAUAUGUGAUCAACAGCAACAGAAUCAAUGCUGGAAGAUAUCGCUGUAAAGCUGAUAAUAGCAUCGGUAGUGCCAUCAAUCAGACAAUCCAUGUGACCGUCAACUGUAAGUACUCUGGUGUAUUUCCCAGUUUUAGUGGUUAGAUGUUGUUGUUUCUGAACAAACAAAAUUCAAAUGUGCUAUUGAUGUGAGAUUGUCUUAAACUGCUGAACUGCAGCUGAGGAGGGUUUAGGAAAAGAAUUGAUCAGAUACUGUCAACUUUCUCUUAAAUGGACACCUCACUAAUACAGACAACUACAGUGUAGAGUUGGCUCCUGUCUUUCUUUACUCUUUUAGUUGAAUUGACUCUCUAUAAUAAUGCCCAACUUUCUAAGACGGACACAUAGUGCCAGUUCCAAAGGUUUAGAGUCUCAAGUUAACUGUAAACACAAUUUUAACUUUGAAAAAAAAAUUCCAACAGUUGAAUGUCAUUCCAUGAUUGUUUGAUAAUUAAACAAAUAUCUACAAUGACAGGUUUACCACAAGUAAAAUUGAUUAUUACAAUGUUGCAAUAGGAAAAGGGGUAAAAAGAACCUGUUUUAAGUAGUAGGGCCUGUAAGUGCCAAAGGAGUGAGAUUUUCUUUGAGAGGUUACACUUCAUACUGAACAACAUUGAUUAAAAUCACUGUACACUGUAACAAGGCUGUGCUAUAAGGAAAAUUGAAGGGUGCCCAGUGCUCUGAAUCUGCAAAAUCUAGGGUACCCAGCGUAUGAUUUUUAUAAGUAGCCCAAGGGCAAAAGUUGGGUGCAAAGGUGUUUAUGUCUGGUCAGAAUUAACAUUGAAAUAAUAAAGGGGAAUAAAGGAAAAAAUUAAUACAUUGUUGAACAAUAUUAUUGAUUAAUUUAUUCUAAUAAUGAUGCCUUGUGUUAUUAUUUCAGUCAAACCAGAGAAUGUCCAGUUACCCGUACCAAAAUUUACGCUCUAGCCAGAAGGUAAAUUGGGCCAUAAUUUUCAGCCAAACCCAGGCCGAAAUAAACCAAAAUAGGGCCUUAAAAAGUUCAACCAAAGAUGAACCAAAACGAGCCUCACUGAAACGUAAAUAUUUGAGCCACAAAAUAAACCAAAAUAGAACCCAAAUCCUAACUACACUCCAGUGAUGCAAAAACUGGGCCAAAAUCGGGCCCAAAUUAUGCUGUCAUUUUGGCUGAACGGUAACACGAUAAUGACCGCUGUCUGCACGCUGCAUAUUUCUGUAAUCCGGUUCGAGCUAAAUUAGGCCACAUUUGGGCCAAAAUUACGCUGUAAUUGAGGCUGAGAUCCAACCAUUUUUUGGUCAAGAUUUCGCUCAACAGUAACUCGACACCGGCAAACUCGAGAUUGCGUGCCAAAUGUACAUUUUCAAGGUAGAUAAAUAGAUAAGCAGGCUAAAGUUAGUAUAAAUAAUUGACAAACGUUUGUAUGAAAAUCGCCACAAAUGAAACAUCAACUGGAUUUUUAAUGCAGUAUAGCAAAUUUAAAUACAUUGCUACCAGAAUUUUUCUACAAAAAAUAAAGAAUAUUACAUCAAAGAACGAAACCGGGUCACGCGUCGUUUUGAAUGUAUAAAUCACGAAUUCACAUCACGUACAAAGUCCACUUGCUACAGACUGUUCGUGCAUUUCUUCAAAAAUUACAAAGAGAUUGUCUGAAUAUUAUUCCUUCACAUAGAUGAGCACCAGCACUGCGACGAUCACAAAUUCCACGCAUCAAUACCUUUCAGUCUCACAAGCUCGAUAACUUUUUUGACACGGGACCCGUACUAAUAGCUAUUUCCUCUCAGGAUUUCUGUAAUUUAGUUCUUCCUAUGUUACCCACAACCAGCAAAUACAGCUGUGUGCUUUAGGAAAUUGUUCCAGAACAAUAUUUAACUGGUUUGUUAGGCAGGUUUUAAGCCCUAUAUCAUAGAGAUAAACAUGUUUCCAAGAAGACUUCUGCGUUUUCAAACAGUCAUGACCAGUUUACUGGCCGCCAAAAGAAAGGGCUACGAACGUUUAACAUGAUGCACGAUCUAUGAAGAAAAAACACUAACCUUAAAAUACAACUUAAAACACACAAGCUUACCUUUACCGGCAGUUUUAAAAAUUAUACUGACAUCCUUUGUCCUGCACAUUUUCACUUUCAGCUUCUUGCCUCGCUUCAAACGGUCCUUGCAAGGCACAGCGACUUUUGGGACUUUUUGGGUACAGUGCCGAUACUUUUGUCCGAAUCAAAAUAGAUGCAGUAAUGAAAACUAAUUUUCAAACUUACAGAUGUUAAGCUUCAAUGUAACUUAGAUCGGGAAAACGUUUACAGGAGAAGAAAUGAUCUCUCACUCGCUGUGUUACACAAACGUUUUUCUCUUACGAUGCAACUAACGAAAAACCCAAAUGCCCGCCAAAAUAAACUAACCAAUCAUCAUGUGUCUCUAAGGCCACGUGAACAUUUCAAGACAGUUUUUGAGAAAUCAAGAAAUGCGAUCACGCAAAAACAACGCAUGGAAAGUUUCAAGUGGACCUGUACUGUCAGGUUUACUACGGUAACGUAAAGACAAUGUCACGAAAAUUUUUCCAUAGUAAAGCGCUUUUUACUGUAGUAAUUGUAGAGGCUUUUUAAUAUGGUACCACCACGAUUCAAAUACAUCAUAUAUAGCUAUUGAAAUCCAGCUUUAACUGGUCGGAAGUGUUCAGGGGCAAAACAUUCAUUUAUUGUAUUUGGUUUCGUGCGUGCACGGCAUGGAUUUAUCUAUCGUCAGGUGCGUCAAUUAUGUUUGCAAAGUUAAUUGCGAAUAAAAUAGAAAGAGAUUAGUCUUACUUGCAAGGUGCGGGAAUCAACUUUGUAGGUACGUAUUGUAUCUGUAAAUGUUUACUUCGGUUGAGUUAAAAAACUAAUCUGAUAUUUCUCGUUCUUGUUUGCAAAAAUCUCUUGCGUUAGGACUAUUUAAUUAAAGUUUUGCUAAUAUUUAAUGUCUCCCUUACACAUAAGUUAUGCAGAGCUUUGUUUUCUGGUGGCUUCACAUCGACUUCACUGUAAUUCGCUGGUUCGACCGAACUGUUCAACACCAAAAUUACAGCCUCAGUCGGCUUCUAAAGCGACCUAAACUACGACUAAAAAAAUUUUGCCUGCUUUAAGGUCGUAGAGCGUUCAAAAUGAGAGCCUAAAUAACAGCCCAAAGCGAUUUUGGUUCACAUUUGGGGUUUAACUGUCGACCAAAUUUACAACCUAAAAUAUUUUGCCUGAAUUUGGUCGCUUUUUGUUCAUGGUGUUGGAAUUAGAAACAAAAAAGGAAACAUAAUUUUUUUGGCUCAAGCUGUUAGGUUCAGCUUUGGUUGAUCUUUUGCUCUAUGUUUCCAUUUAAGGCCUUAUUAAGGCCUUAUUUUGGUUCAGUCAGGCCAUAAGAUUUCGUACGGGUAACUGUGAGUGACUCAAGCAUCUGUCCGGGCGAUGUAUUUAAUUUAAGCUGCUCUGCUGAUGGCAAUCCCCCUGUACAUACUUACCUGUUGUUUGAAAAUAAUACCCUUCUAAAUCCCAGUGGUAGUUCAGUAGUAAACAGGACAGCAUCAGCUGGAGGAGUGCUUAUUUACAGAUGUGAGGGGAAUAAUACUGUGGGAACGGCAAAUGCGACAACAACUGUCACUGUAAAUGGUAAGAAAUGAAAAAAAAAAAAUAAUGUGCAUUUGUGCUGUAUUUACAUGUACAUGUAGAUAAUUAAUUUUUAAUCCACCAACAAACAAACACUUCAGGCAGUUAAUACAUUAUGCUAGAAAAACUGGUCAAAGAUAGGCCAACAAAAAUGUAACAAAUUGGUGCCACUAUAACAAGACUAUUGCUCCUUGUCAUUAGCUGGUAAAAUGCAUCUGACUUUAUUUAAUGUUAAGUCAACCGGACAUAAAAAACUUGACCCUCAAAUGUAAUCAUCUCUAUAUAUCCUUUUUGAUGUAGAGGCACCUGUGAUACAGGCACUGAUCAACACCACAGUAAUAGAGGGCGAAAACAGUACUUUGGCUUGUCAUGUAAGUGGUAUCCCUUUACCAUCUGUAUCCUGGACAGAAGUUAGAACAGGUGACCGUACAGAGGAGAACAUUCGUUCACUUAUUAACGUCAGUAGAAGUGAUGCUGGAAAAUACAAGUGUGAAGCAAGCAAUUUUUGUGGAAAUGACUCCAAAAGCACAUUUGUGAUUGUUAACUGUAAGUGACUACUCUGAAUAGUAAUUAAAAGUACAUGUAUCAGGGUGCAAAGAAAAUUAUUUUUACAGCUUGCAAUUCUGGAAAGCCCAGACAUCAUUUCAACUAGCCCCAAAAGCUAUUUGAUGAGCAGAAUUGAUUUCACAGUUCUUCUGAUAUGUUAUUCGAAUUCCUUAAAAGACGUCACUUGCCCGUCAGGCAAGUUAAAAACAAAGUUCACUAACUCAGGAUAGCGAAAUCCACUAGCCCCGAGCUAUCGGUCACUACUUUCUUUGCAUGCUGUAUAUAAUUCCAGUGGUAUUUUAUGUUCAGUAGCUGCUUGUACUGUGUUUUACCCAUCAUAUUUCCAUUUAAACUGCAGGAAGAAAAGAAAAUCUGUAGAAUGUUGUAGUAUAAAGGAAUUCCAAAUUUUCAAAUAUUCUCAUGGGGAACAAAAUUGGUGCAAUUUUUGGGGGAGGUGCUAGCUGUAAAUUGGCAGUAUUUGACCUUGAAAAGGAAUAAUAAUAAUAAUAAUAAUAAUAAUAAUAAUAAUAAUAAUAAUAAUUAUAAUAAUACAAGAAUUUAAGAAACGAGAGGAAGUCAGCUUUGGUCUAACUCUCAAGACAAUUGAGAAAUUAAAGCUUUGAGAGUUAAUGGUUUGUAUUGUAAGUAUAAACUAAUAUUUAAAACUUUUGUAGUCUCUGAUUAACUAAAUAUGUUUAAGAGUUUUUGUAGCUGGUCAUUCAAACUAAAGUUUGAAAGUUCAAACUAAUUCAGACUAAAGUUCAUAAUGUACGUGUACAAUAUAGAAGGUUACAUUAUUUUUGUUUAAUUUGUUUUGAACAGAUCUCCAAGGAAUGUCUUCUGCAUCAGUUAUGAUCAGUUUUCACAGACAACUCCCUGCACGUUAUUAUGUGUUAUUUAUUAACAUGUACUUUUUUCACACAAUGUAUUGUUUCAAGGGGGUUCUAAUGUCUCUCUGUAUCUCUUUUCAGUUAAACCAGAGGAUGUGCAGUUAACAACGAAUGCCACUUCUAAUAAAGCAUGUCUGAAUGAUGUGGUGUUCUUCAACUGUUCAGUUGCUAAUGCAAACCCAGCAGUGGCAUUUUAUCAGUUUUUUGAGAAUGAUGUUCUGUUUGGUAGUAGCAGCUCAGGAAUGUUCAGCAAAAUGGUGAUGAACAGUGGUAAUUUAACAUACAAAUGUGUGGCAAACAAUACUGUAGGAGCAACAAGCAGCCAGAAUGUUUCCAUUACUGUUAAUGGUGAGGCCAAUAAUGAUUAUAUAAAAAAUGGGAUGUGUUCUGUUUUCUCUCCUGUUUGCUUGUUUUUGUCAGUUCCCUUCUUGUUUUAGUGUAUCACUUUCUUCCACGUGUCUCACGGGCAAAUAGAGUAGCGUGUUCCGGUUAAACUGAAGAUAUCUAAAACCCAACAUCAAAUUAAACCUUCUAUCAUAAACUAGCUUUCCUAAUAAACCCGAUUUUUUUAUUGCGCUGUUGAUUUUUGAGCAUACUUUACCGGUUUGUGGGGCCUAUAUUUGGAGGGGCUUUAAGGGUUAUCAAAAUUUAAUGUUAUGCAGUACUUGCAUAUUCCCCUGCUCCUGCAUGAGUUUCUUUUCACAGCCUUGUCAUUUAACUUUAACCACAGAUCUGAAAUAUAAUGGACACAGCUUUUGUACAAAAAAAAAAGCGGGAGAGAGUAAUUAAAACCGUUACAUCUUAAAUGUCCCUUAAAUUGCAGUGCCAGCAUCCAUUCAGUCAAUCAAAGAUCAGUUUGUUAUUGAAAGUCACAAUGCAAGUCUCAUUUGUGAUGCAUCUGGGACCCCUCAGCCAACUGUGUUUUGGAUCAAUGUCGCCAGUGGUCAGCGCACAAACAGCAGUGUACUGAAGUUUACCAACAUUAACAGAAGUGAAGCUGGAGAAUACAGAUGUGAAGCUAGCAAUGAUUGUGGGAGUGCAGUAGAGGCAGUUAACGUUACUGUGCAUUGUGAGUAGAUUUAGCAUAGGCAUUGUAUUGGUUCAUAUCAAGUGAUGGAUCAAGCAGGACCUUUUUGUACUCUGAAAAAUAAUUAUAACAACAGUAAUGAUGCUAUGACACUGUAGGAUAAUCCCAACAUUUAUAAUAGUAAACUGGAAGGCAAUAUGGAUACCAUGAUAAUUAUUACAGCAGAAACUACAUUAAUUUCAUAUUUAAAUUAACAGUUGGUGAACGUUGUGAGUUGUAAGUCACAGAAAUACUGCACAGCCGGAGGACAAAAAUUAUUGUAUGCUUUACUUAAGGCUAUAAACCGGAUGUUACAUUUAAUGCACUGUUCUGGUACUACAUGUUAACAAAAUCGCUGCCAAGAUAGAUUGUUGUGAUAUCUUCUUCAAUCAUAACCCUACUUCAAUGACUAAUAAACUAAAUCGAACUAAAGCAGCAAUAAUUAUUGUCCUUUAAAAUAAUGGUACUUCUUUAAUGGCUGAGGUCACACUUGAGAGUUUAGUGUAAUAAAAAGCCUUAUUAUUCAUUCAAAAUAUUUGACCCCGAUUCUGAUUGGUUAAAAGCACAUGCAUAAUUGACCAUAACCAGUUACUGAUGACCAAAUUUGGAAGAAUUUUGUGUUUAACGAGGAAAUGAUGUCAAAAAUGUAGCGUUCUUGCAGGUUAAUGCACCGUUAACCAAGAAGACCAGGGGACGAGGUUGAGUUGUUUUGGUUGUGAAAACAAAAAAUGGCAGACAUUUCACUCAUUUCAAGAGUAAGAAGUAGGCAAAAUUAUAGCUAAAAACACGGUAAGAACAGCAAGAACACAACUCGAAGGGCGACAUCUGCUAUUUGGAGCAUAUUUGUGGAGCUGAACCACCCUAAACGUACACUAUCGAAGGUGAACUUAACAUCGAUGGAGGUAAGCAUGUUUUAGCUUUGUUUUUUAACUAGGAAUUAUUUUGAAUGAAUAAUAAAACAAAUAUUGUGUUCGGCUUUGGCAUCAUAAGAAGAAUUAUGGAGAUCUUGGAGGGUGUUAUCCGCCUCAAUGGAUAACACCCUCCUCGAUCUCCAUAAUUUUUCAUAACAUACUCAGCCUUAUUCAUUAAUCUUUAAUUAUGGUUAAAAAUAAGGUAGACAAAUUGGACUUGUUUACUUAAACAUUUCUGCAGUGCUUUCAUGAUUCGAGUGUGUCAAUCAAACGUUAAGUCAGUGACUGAUGAGAAUAAAUACAGGCAUUCCUUUGUCGUGUGUGUGAUUGCCGAUUGCAAGUCGUUUUAAGAUAUUUCUACAUUCCGUCAUGGAAUCUGAGCGGCUGAUUGCGACGAUUGUGGUUCUUUUCCUUUUGAUUAUUGCUAUAAGGAGAGUCCAGCAGGUUUGAUUUUUCACUCCUUACUUUUUUUGAAAAGAAGACAGCACGAAGGUGCGAUUGCUUUCCUUACCAGGAGACAGAUUGGGAAAAAAAAAUGAACUGUUGCGCUUGGCUUCAUUCAUGGAUAAUAUGCAGACGGUGAAGCUUUCUCUGGACCAAAAAUUCACGGUCCACCUAGAGACUUCGAGUGAUAGUGGAGCUCUGAAAUGAAAUGAAAAGAAAAGAAAAAGAGAAGAAGGUUUUAAAUGCGCCGUCAACAUGUACAAGUCACUCGACAACAUCGGAACACAAUUCAGAGUAAAAAAAAAUCAGAGCUACUUAUAUGACUGUGUGUUUACCAUAAUAAAUUAUGGUAUCAAUUAAAGAAGUUGAGUUAAAAGUUACCUUGAGGUAAAUGAAUAGUUUUCUGACAUGUCUGUUUUAUGGUAAUAGGUCAUCGCCCAGAAUGCUAUAGUCUUUUGCGACAUGUAAUUUCAGUGCACAGUUUCUCAAUGUGCGGCAAUUCAGAUUAAAGUUCAUAAUGUUCAAUGUAGAAGUUUACAUCAUUUUUGUUCAAUUUGUUUUGAGCAGAUCUCCAAGGAAUGUCUUCCACAUCAGCUAUGAUCAGUUUUCACAGACAACAUCCUGCACCUUAUUAUGUAUUAUUUAUUAACAAUUUUACUUUUUUCACACAAUGUUUAAAGGGUGUUCUUGUCUCUCUGUAUCUGUUUUCAGUUAAACCAGAGGAUGUGCAGUUAACAACGAAUGUCACUUCUAAUAAAGCAUGUCUGAAUGAUGUGGUGUUCUUCAACUGUUCAGCUGCUAAUGCAAACCCAGCAGUGGCAUUUUAUCAGUUUUUUGAGAAUGACGUUCUGUUUGGUAGUAGCAGCUCAGGAAUGUUCAGCAAAAUGGUGAUAAACAGUGGUAAUUUAACAUACAAAUGUGUGGCAAACAAUACUGCAGGAACAACAAGCAGCCAGAAUGUUUCCAUUACUGUUAAUGGUGAGGCCAAUAAUGAUUAUAUAAAAAAAUGGGAUGUGUUCUGUUUUCUCUCCUGUUUGCUUGUUUUUGUCAGUUCCCUUCUUGUUGUAAAGUGUAUCACUUUCUUCCAGGAGUCAAUUUAAUAAAACUUUUACAAGUGUAAUUUAAAAGUGUAGCCAUUGUUUUAGAGUCUGAAAACAAUAGCUACACUUGUAAAUUACAAGUAUUUGUAUUUUGUAAAUUGACAGUAUUGACAUCCCAGCCUUUCAGUUCAGGGUUAUCAAAAUGUAAUGUUAUGCAGUACUUGCAGAACCCCCGCUCCUGAGUUCUUUCACAGCCUUGUCAUGUAGCUUUUAAUCACAGAUCUUAAAUAUAAUGGACACAGCUUUUGUACCUGUAUGAUGAUUACUCAUGCACUCCUUUCUUACACUGAUAAUUAUAUUAAAAAGAGAAAGAGAGAGAGGGAGAGAAUAAACCAUUACAUAUUAAAUGUCCCUUAAAAUUGCAGUGCCAGCAUCCAUUCAGUCAAUCGAAGAUCAGUUUGUUGUUGAACUUCGCAAUACAAGUCUUAUUUGUAAUGCAUCUGGGACCCCUCAGCCAACUGUGUUUUGGAUCAAUGCCGCCAGUGGUCAGCGCACAAACAGCAGUGUGCUGGAGUUUACCAACAUUAACAGAAGUGAAGCUGGAGAAUACAGAUGUGAAGCUAGCAAUGAUUGUGGGAGUGCAGUAGAGGCAGUUAACGUUACUGUGCAGUGUGAGUAGAUUUAGCAUAAGACAUUACAUUGAUUUAUAUCUAGUGAUGGAUCAAGCAGGACCUUUUUGUACUGUGAAAAAUAAUUAUAACAACAAUAAUGAUGCUAUGAGACUGUAGGAUAAUCCCAGCAUUUACAACAGUAAAGUGGAAGGCAAUAUGGAUAUCAUGAUAAUUAUUACAGCAGAAACAACAUUAAUUUGGUAUUUAAAAUAACAGUUGGUAAAUGUUGUGAGUUGUAAGUCAUAGAAAUACUGCACAGCCGGAGGACAGAAAUGAUUGUAUGCUUUACCUAAGGCUAUAAACUAGGUGUUACGUUUAAUGCACUGUUCUAGUACUACAUGUUAACAAAAUCGCUGACAAGAUAGAUUGUGAUCGUGAUAUUUUCUUCAAUCAUGACCAUACAGGAGCAUUUUGUGUAUGGGUUAAGGCACUAUAAUGACUAAUAAACUAAAUCGAACUAAAGCAGCAAUAAUUAUUGUCCUUUAAAUGGUACUUCUUUAAUGGCUGAGGUUACACUUGAGAGUUUAGUGUAAUAAAAAGCCUUAACUAUGGUUAAAAAUAAGGUAGACAAAUUUACUAUUGUAAAUUGGACUUGUUUACUUAAACAUUUCUGCAGUGCUUUCGUGAUUCGAGUGUGUCAAUGAAACGUUACAACACACAACACACGUGCCUCAACCUCUGAACAUUUUUAUACUAAAGAAUCUCGACUCAAUGUCAAACGAAAUGCUUUUUCGCGUGUUGGGGUCAAAAUUUGGAAUGGGAUACCUCAAAUUCUUAAAGAAAGACCGAAAAAAGCUUUUAAAAGAUCACUAAAAGAAAUGCUACUCGAUUUCCUUGAAACUGAAGACUCCUAUAUUGAUGUGGAUACGAUCAUCGUGAAAAUGAAAAAGUAAUUCUCUUGUCCUUUAUUUUCAUUUUAUUUUAUUUUUAAAAUUUCACUUUAAUUAUUGUCCUUGCAUUUAAGUAGAACGUAUCUAUUUAAUAUAAAAUGUAUAUACUUAUAUAACGCCUAAUUUCUUUGUAUUUGUCUAGUUUGUUGUAAAUUAUGUAGCCUGGCCUGCCUCGAAUAGCCUCGCUAACUGCAGGCCAGUCCCAAUGUAUCUUUUGCUAUAUUUUCAAAUUUAAAUAAAGUUGAAGUUGAAGUUGAGUUGACGUUAAGUUGGUGACGGAUGAGAAUAAGUACAGGCAGGCCUUUGUCGUGUGCGUGAUUGCCGAUUGUAAGUCGUUUUAAAAUAUUUCUACAUUCCGCCAUGGAAUCUGAGCGGCUGAUUGCGACGAUUAAUUGUGGCUCUUUUCCGUUUGAUUAUUGCUAUUCGGAGAGUCCAGUGGUUUCGAUUUUUCACUCAUUACUUUUUUUGAAAAGAAGACAGCACGAAGGUGCGAUUGCUUUCCUUACAAGGAGACGGAUUGGAAAAAAAAAAAUCAACUGUUGCGCUUGGCUCCACGCAUGGAUAAUUUGCAGACGGUGAAGCUUUAAUCUCUGGACCAAAAAUUCACGGUCAACCCAGAGAUUUCGAGUGAUAGUGGAGCUCUGAAAUGAGAUGAAAAGAAAAGAAAAAGAGAAGAAGGUUUUAAACGCGCCGUCAACAUGUACCAGUCACUCGACAACGUCAGAACACAACUCAGAGUGAAAAAAAUCAGAGGUACUUAUAUGACUGUGUGUUUACCAUAAUAAAUUAUGGUAUCAAUUAAAGAAGUUGAAUUAAAAGUUACCUUGAGGUAAACGAAUAGUUGUCUGACAUGUCUGUUUUAUGGUAAUAGGUCAGUUCCCUACAAAUCCGAGGUCCCGGCGGAAAGCACUUGCGUAGCGCAAUCGAAGCCGUUGCAUAUCAAGAAAACUGACAAGUUGUCAGCUAUAAAAACAAAGUUUAGAUAAACUUGUGAUAAACGAACGCGAUUCAGGUCGCUUUUCUAUAGUAAACUUUGCUUUUAUCCUGCCACCGUUUCCAACGCGACAGACUAGACGGGCGUUUACCAUAGUAAAGUGAGAAAAGCCGGUCACACUAAAAAAGACUGAAACUAUGGUAAACUUUGCUUUACUAUAGUAAAAAAAGCCCAAGUGUGACCUCAGGCAAUGUGUGUUUUUACUUCAUUCUAGAUCCACCAGAAAAUGUCCUAUUGACAACAAAUGCCACUGCAAAUAAAUCUUGUCAGAAUGAUGUAGUAAGCUUCACCUGCUUAGCCGAUGCUGUGCCAUCCGCGAUGCCAUUCCAGUUGUUUAAAGAUAACGUUCCCAUGGAGAUAAGUGACUCAGGAAAGUGGGUUAAAACACUGUCAGAAGGAGGUAUGUUUCACUACAAAUGUGUGGCUAACAAUUCCAUUGGAUCAGCAAGCAGCACAAAUGUUAUCAUUACUGUAGAUGGUAAGUGAGACCGUAAAAAUACGUUGGUACUCAUGUUAACAUUUAAGAUUGAUUUGACUGAUUGUAGUUACACACGAUCUGAUCUCUGUGUUCUCUGUAUAUAUUCUGCUACAUCAGCGUUUAAUGAAGAACAUCAGUGACAUCAUGGGCGUACACAUAUAUGUCAUAACUGAGAAACAUUUAUUUUAUUUACUGUAUGCAAUAAAUUUUCUUAAUGAGAUAGGUGCGUGUAGACUUGUUCCUGGAAGAUUCCCCUCAUAGUUUCGACUUUUUUAAGCAACUAAAGUGUACUAAGAGUGAUGGCAGUUAGUGUGAUACCCGAUGAGGUGCAACUAGAUGCGAGAUGAGACGUGUACUUGUUUGCUAUUUUCGAACGGUUAAGUUCUAAUAGCCUGAAUUUCAUCCGAUUACUUCUUUAUUUUUUUCGAUUGUAAUUCAUUUUUAACGUUCAAACUAUCAACUGCAUGCUGUACAACUCUGAACCGGUUGUACUAAAUUCUAUAAUCAAACUCGGUCGCAAUCACGCAAUGAAAUAAACAGACACACGGAACACUUAGUUCAUAUACACAAUGAUUUGCUUUGAUUGAAAAGACGCUAUUUGGUCCUUAACGAAGAAAAAAACAAGGAGACAAGAAAGAAAAGCUAACAGAAUCAUUAGACUUGACGGUAAAAAUAGCAAGAAGGUCGAAUUAUAACAUUGAUCUCACAAAACUUCGCGUAAACAAAAUCACCGGCCGCCGAAACCACAAAGCGGCUCUAAAUGAAAAACCUACCGACUCUCCGCAAUGAUUCUUCAUUCGCAGUUCAAUUUAGCAUUUCAUGCCGAUCAGUUUCGAAGACAAGGGCAAUUUUGCUGUUUAAGAUAAAGAUUAAGCUUAUCGAAAUGUUUGAACUAAACGAAAGAAUGUCAGGGAUGCGAUCCGCGAGCGACAAUCCCGCUAAAAUUUUUCAUAAUUAUACAUAAUUAUGCGAAUGUUUAGACAAUCAACCAAUCAAAAUCACUACCCAGUUUUCGGGUAGUGAGUGACGUCACUGGACGGCAUUAACGGUCCGUCGAUUCAGACGUUGUUGAGAGGAGAAAACGACUCGAAGAAAUCGGAUGAAUUUCAGGCUAAAGUUCUAAUUCUUUCCUUUGAACUCAAAUUCGUAUGUUUCUGACCAGAGGAUGGACUCUUUUAAAGGGCACGAGUAGUGUCAGUUGGUUUGUAUCUAAAGCACCGAGCAUGCUGCUGUAGUACUCACAUGUACAGUCACUUUUCCGCCAGUUCUCCCGAAACUUUUCUGGGCCCAGUUGUUUGAAGGCCGAUUAUCGCUUACCCGGGGUCAAAAGUAUUUUCUUGGAUAAUUUUCUCUUUUCAUUUUUGGAGCAUCCAAUAAUCAAAUUGUGGAAAAAAAAAAUAAAGUGAAUUUGCUUUUCAAGCUUUCAUAUCUGCAUUCAAAUUUUGCGCUAAACCCAGCUUUGAACAACUCACCUCUGCUGGACAAACAGUUACAGAAUUUCAUUUGCAUUUUCAAUCCAAAUGUCCCCUAGAAAAAGUUGUUCACGCAGUCGUCUAUAGUACAUACAACUUUAGUAUCUGUGCUUGCAGUUUAAUCUUAAUGUCCCCAACUAUAACGUCAAUCAGUAGAAAUAGCUGUUGGUCUUUCUUUUUUUUAUUACUUUCAUUUUCGUUUUUCACCCCAGUGCCAUCAACCAUCCACCCUUUGCAAAACAAGACAAUAACUGAAGGUGGUAACUUGAAUCUGUCUUGUAAUGCAUCUGGUACUCCUCCGCCAGUCGUGUCAUGGGUGAGGAUCAGCACAAGUCAUCGCUCUGAUGGUAGUGUGUUACAACUCACGAAUGUAAGCAGGAGCGAAGCUAGAGACUACAGAUGUGAAGCCAGCAAUGAGUGUGGUAAUGCAUCAGAGGCACAAAACAUUGAUGUGCAGUGUAAGUAAUGAACGGAGUUCACCAAAUUCUGCCAUAUCGUUAAGGGGGCUUUGGCAACCAGGUCGGCGACGAUGGCAAAAACGUCACUUAAAAAGUAAACCGGUCCUCUUUCAAACAUCAUCGUUAUUAUUCCGCUGUGUUCAAUUUGUCAAUUUUGCUUGAUUUGACGUCUGUGGACUAUAUCUAACUUCAGAAAAAAAAUCGUUUGUUUUGAUCACGUCCUCUAUAAAACGCUAAAUUAAGAAUUUUCACGUCGCAGUUGUACAACGAGGUCAGGAAAUGUAAAAAAAAAAAAACCAAGAGAGAUCAGAAAGUGUGAUGUACCUGCAAAGCUGGACUCUAAAUCAGAAAGAUCUGUUUUAGCCCUAAAAACAGGGCCGUUUCGGUGAGUAAAAUACAGUCCUAUUUUUGGGUCUAAUUUGGCUGCCUUAAAUCAGGGCCAAUACAGUCCAAUUAGCUAGGGCUGAUUUGGUCCCAGGGCUGAAAUGGGCCCUACCGUGGGCUGGAAUAGCCUUUUGAUAGAGCUNUUAUUAUUCCGCUGUGUUCAAUUUGUCAAUUUUGCUUGAUUUGACGUCUGUGGACUAUAUCUAACUUCAGAAAAAAAAUCGUUUGUUUUGAUCACGUCCUCUAUAAAACGCUAAAUUAAGAAUUUUCACGUCGCAGUUGUACAACGAGGUCAGGAAAUGUAAAAAAAAAAAAACCAAGAGAGAUCAGAAAGUGUGAUGUACCUGCAAAGCUGGACUCUAAAUCAGAAAGAUCUGUUUUAGCCCUAAAAACAGGGCCGUUUCGGUGAGUAAAAUACAGUCCUAUUUUUGGGUCUAAUUUGGCUGCCUUAAAUCAGGGCCAAUACAGUCCAAUUAGCUAGGGCUGAUUUGGUCCCAGGGCUGAAAUGGGCCCUACCGUGGGCUGGAAUAGCCUUUUGAUAGAGCUUUUUUGGCCUAAAUUGUGCUCAAAUGGCUCCAAGAAGGGCUGAAUCAGACUUUGGCCUGCAGGGCUGAAUUGACACUUUAAGGCUGAAACAGAUCUUUUUAAUUUACAGUGUGGUGUUUUGCUCAUCUAAUCCUAUAUUGCUCUUUUACCGUUUCCGUUCCCGUUCCCGUUCCCUUUCCCGUCGCUAUCGUCGUUGUUUCAGCACCCUGCUAAGCUUUCAGUCUGUCUGAAUAUACAGCGUCGCGUUUCGGGGGAAGAAGAGAGAGAGCCUGAGUACGAGUUUUUUUAGAUUGACAUCACAUUGACAUCAUCUGUUUAGCUCUUUUGCCCUUCUAAAAAACAAGCGCUUUACACGAGACGAUGUUGAAGGGAAUUGAGCACUUUCAUAAAUUUUGCAUUGAAAUGAACGUGACUUAGACGAAAUUUGAUUGCCCUGUUCUCCAAAGCCCAUUGAGCAGUAAUCCAGGGUUGAAUUUGUUUUCACUGUGUUAUGGAUUAUUUGUGGACCUUUCGUAGACUGUCAUUUUUGGUUUACCGGACCGUUUCUCUGACUAAAGACUCACAGGUUUUUAUGAGCUGUUUUAUUAGGGGAUUUUCUUUUAGAAAAUAGGACAACGUUUUGUCUGAUGUUCACUGUAAUACAUGGACUGCGAUGGCGACACAAUUAAGCGGACCAACGGCUUAAGAGUAGCAUUAAAAUUAUAGUGUCUUUUGGUGGUUGUCUGAUUAUUGUUUCCGUUUUUAUCUUACAUAUAUGUAUGUUAUACUGCUUUGGGAGAAAAUCCCAUAUAUCCAAGUGAAUGGCGUCUUUUGGCCAAUGUUUUGGUUUUUUCCUAGCUAUCAUGCCGCAUCAUAUGUUGAUUGAACUUUGUCAUGUAAAUAUAAUUUUUUUUUCUUAUAGACAAGCCAGAGAACGUUCAGCUAACAACAAACGCCAGUGUAAACAAAGCAUGCCAGAAUGACAUCUUGAAACUUAAUUGUUCAGUCGGAGAUGCCAAUCCAGAAGUGACUUCAUAUCAGUUGUUUCGAAAUGGCACUGAUGUUGGGGAAAGCAACACAAGAAUGUGGGUUAAAACACUGUCAACCAGCGGCCUAUCGGUGUACAAAUGUGUGGCAAACAACUCCGUGGGAAGUUCAGAAAGCCCGAGUGUUUCCAUCACCGUUAAUGGUAAUCAU
Molecule: messenger RNA, 27504 nt
Organism: Porites evermanni
Lineage: Eukaryota; Metazoa; Cnidaria; Anthozoa; Scleractinia; Poritidae
Source: the annotation of a GenBank genome assembly